CGUUUUAAAUUUAUCUAUCAAGGAAACGCCGUGUAUGAGUGGGAACAGUCCUUAAACGAGGUCGUAAUUUACAUUCCAGCUCCGAAGUUUUUGGAAUCGGCUUCGCAAUUGUCUUGUGAUAUACAGGCAAAUCACCUGAAGCUGGGUUUAAAAGGCAGCAAGAGUCUGUUUAUUGAUGAGAAGACAUGUAACACUAUUGAGACGGCAGAAAGUACAUGGUGUUUGGAAGAUGGAAGUAUAGUGCUUUAUUUACAAAAGGCCAAUAAGGGGCUGGUGUGGGCGUCAGCUCUAACCGGGCGUUUUGAUGUCGAAUUGAACGUCGCUCAACUGGAACAGGUAAGGAAGAAGAUCAUGUUGGAACGAUGGCAAGAAGAGCAUCCAGAAAUGGAUUUUCGGGACGCAGAGUUUAAUGGCAGUGUUCCAGACCCCAGAAGUUUUAUGGGUGGCGUUGGAUACGGAUGA
Messenger RNA from Phaeodactylum tricornutum CCAP 1055/1, 462 nucleotides. RefSeq lists its product with no specific name. The annotation marks the transcript as partial. The transcript has a single exon. Gene Ontology annotation, cellular component: cytoplasm. Gene Ontology annotation, biological process: protein folding. Lineage: Eukaryota; Bacillariophyta; Bacillariophyceae; Surirellales; Neidiaceae. The record is from RefSeq and is a predicted model, not a curated record.